AUAUGCAAUUAUGUUCUAGUUGGAAUUUGGAUUAUAAAUGAAACCCUAAGUGUCAAAAAUAAGAAAUCUGGUUUGAGACCAUUGGCUCAAAAACUUCAAACUGUGACUUUGGCAAUAAAAAAUCAUCUUAUAUGUUUAAAAGAUCAAUUGACACGUUUAAAAGAUCUUUUUAAGGAUGAUGUUGAAAAUAGCGACACAAUUUUGCUUUGCAUUAAGUCUGAACCACAUGUUGAAUUUUGUAAUGAUGAGGAAAAUAUACCAUUUAUUAAAGUAAUUUUGGAUAAGAUCAAAACGAAUUGGAAAAAUAGCAUCCUGAACUUGAUUAAAGAAAUAGAGAGCAAAAUUGAAUCAAUUUAA
Molecule: messenger RNA, 357 nt
Organism: Scutellospora calospora
Lineage: Eukaryota; Fungi; Glomeromycota; Glomeromycetes; Diversisporales; Gigasporaceae
Source: the annotation of a GenBank genome assembly